Messenger RNA from Leucoraja erinaceus (little skate), 954 nucleotides. RefSeq names its product probable G-protein coupled receptor 139. Gene Ontology annotation, biological process: G protein-coupled receptor signaling pathway. The record is from RefSeq and is a predicted model, not a curated record. Gene Ontology annotation, molecular function: G protein-coupled receptor activity. The coding region runs from base 1 to 954 and encodes 317 amino acids. Gene Ontology annotation, cellular component: membrane. NCBI's taxonomy places the organism in Eukaryota, Metazoa, Chordata, Chondrichthyes, Rajiformes, Rajidae. The transcript has 2 exons.
AUGGUAGAUUACAGAAAGGUUUGUUACCUGUUUAUCACAAUCAUCGGCAUCCCGGUUAACCUGCUUGCAAUCGUCAUUCUCUGCCGGGGAAAGUGCGGUCUCUCAAAAUGUAUUACCCGCUAUCUGGUGGCGAUGGCGGGAGCGGAUUUAAUGGUAGUGAUUAUCGAAGUCCUGUUGUACCAGAUUAUUGAAUCAUACGGAAAGCUCAGUGUCCUGGGCGACGCUCCCUUCUGCCUUGUCCACUAUUCGUUGUGUCACGUUGCUUCAGAUUGUUCCGUGUGGUUUACCGUCGCUUUUACUUUCGAUCGCUUUGUGACCAUUUGCUGGUCUGCGAUGAAGGUAAAAUACUGCACACCCAAAAUUGCAAGUGUGGUUAUUGGUACCAUAGGUAUCGGGUUGUGUUUAAAGAACAUCCCUUUUUAUUUUCUGUAUAUGGAAACAUCGGCUUUUCGAGUGGGCGAUAAAUGGUUUUGCUUUGGUAAACCCGCACUUCCCAUGACGGAUACACUUGAUGGGUUUUACUGGGUGGAUCGUGUUUUUAACCCGCUACUUCCUUUCUUCCUCAUUCUGUUCCUCAAUACUCUGACCGUGAGGAUGAUCCUGGCAGCGAGCAAAGUUCGCAGGACACUCAAAGGGCAGGGAAAUCGCGAGAAACAGCUGGAUCCGGAAUUGAAGAGCCGACGACAAUCCAUCGUUCUACUCUUCACCCUGUCGGCGAGUUUCCUCGUCUGCUGGGCGACAACCACUCUGGUCUUCAUUCUCACCCGCUGUCUCUACACCGACCUCGAAACGUCCAUCCGCCUUUUUCAGGCACAGGAUGCCGGGACUGUGAUGCAGCUUUUUAGUUGCUGCACAAACACUUUUAUUUAUGGGAUAACUCAGACCAAAUUCAGGGAACAGGUCAGGAUUGCGAUGCUUUACCCCGUCAAUCUGCUUUUUAGUUUUUUGAAGUAA